CUUCAAAGUUUGAACAAUUAGAAUUCAAAAUUCCGACGAAGAGGAAAAAAGACAAACGGAAUUUCCUUUUCUUUAACUGCACUACUUGAGCAUGGAAUGACACGACACCAAUAUAAAAACGGAUGGCUAAAGUUUAGUCAAAUUGGCGGGGUUUACAAAAAUUUCAAUCAAAAUUUGAAUACGAUGAGAGCAAUACCGAGAUGUGGACUACACCAAAUCGUCAUCUGUUCCUUCGUCUGCUCUUUGUCGCUAAUAUUAUUCCUCAAUCAGCUGUGCUCAAAUGACAUCGGUUUGUCCCCUGGAACAGAUUUCACGGCCGAGGAAAUUACGCAAAUGGAGAGGAAGAAUUUAAUCCAAGAGAGAUGCGGAGAAACAACAACAGAGAAACAACCAAGACGCACAAAAGUCACCCCGGUGAGGUUCAAAAUUGAAGAUCGACAUCGAGUCAUGUACUGCGACGUCCCCAAAGUGGCCAGUACGUAUUUGAAAGGACUCAUGCUGGUACUUUCAGGCGUAGUCGAGUUCAACAACCUGGAAUCUCGUUUUCCGAAAUCGACUAUCCACGAAAAAAAUCCACUGCGAAUGUUUGACGCCAACAAUUUGGCGGAUACUAUCCAAAAUGGAGUGGGCAAUUUCACCAAAUUCAUUUUCGUUCGCCAUCCGUUCGAGAGGCUCGUCUCUGCCUACCAAGACAAACUCGCCGGUGAUAAUGUGUUUUACCAAAAGGCGGUUGGAAUAGCCAUCAUCAGAAAAUACCGUAAAGAACCCAGUGCGCUUUCAUUGCAAAAGGGUCACGACGUCACUUUUCCAGAGUUUGUCGAUUUCAUCGUCGACGAGUGGAAAGAAGGGCGGGUACCGCUGGACGUCCACUGGCGACCGGUCGUCGACCUAUGCCAUCCGUGUUCCAUGGAAUACGAUUUCAUAGGAAAAUUCGAAACGCUAGACCAAGAUGUUGAUUAUUUGCUGCAGACAUUGAACGAAAGUGGCCUGACGAGUCAAUUACUUAAAUCGCCAGGUAACACGAAACCGAAAACGACUGCGACUUUGUGGAGCCAAUCCAUGAAAACGCUCAGCCGGAAGCAGUUGAAUGAACUCGACAACAUUUUUAUGGAAGAUUUUCGCCUGUUUGGAUACCCACAAGAAACCACAGAAUAAUUAACCCACCCUUUUAAUCAUUAAUUUAUUAUAUGAGCUGUCCUACCCAUGCUAAUGUUUUUACUGAUACUUAUAAAAAUUAAAAA
Messenger RNA from Daphnia pulicaria, 1241 nucleotides. Its product is annotated as carbohydrate sulfotransferase 11-like. Gene Ontology annotation, biological process: carbohydrate biosynthetic process. The record is from RefSeq and is a predicted model, not a curated record. NCBI's taxonomy places the organism in Eukaryota, Metazoa, Arthropoda, Branchiopoda, Diplostraca, Daphniidae. Gene Ontology annotation, molecular function: sulfotransferase activity. Gene Ontology annotation, cellular component: membrane. The transcript is spliced from 2 exons. The coding region runs from base 97 to 1155 and encodes 352 amino acids.